This is a messenger RNA of Opisthorchis viverrini, 5500 nucleotides long. RefSeq lists its product as hypothetical. Gene Ontology annotation, biological process: negative regulation of transcription by RNA polymerase II. Gene Ontology annotation, molecular function: transcription corepressor activity. NCBI's taxonomy places the organism in Eukaryota, Metazoa, Platyhelminthes, Trematoda, Opisthorchiida, Opisthorchiidae. Gene Ontology annotation, cellular component: chromatin. Bases 1 to 4959 code for a protein of 1652 amino acids. The transcript is spliced from 17 exons. The record is from RefSeq and is a predicted model, not a curated record.
AUGCGAGUAAUACCGGAGAAGGUUGAAGAUGCGCUCUCAUACUUGGACGAAGUGAAGGAGCGGUUUGCUGGUCAAGGCGCAAUUUACACCGAUUUUCUUGACGUCAUGCGGGAGUUCAAAAUGCAAACGAUCGGUACGGAAGUUGUCAUCCGUCGUGUUCGAGAACUUUUUGAAGGCCACACAGACCUGAUCGUUGGGUUUAAUAACUUCAUACCUCAAGCCUAUCGGAUGGAUGCUCCCGUGUCUCGUUGUCCCUCAACAAACAUCGGUGUCCGCAACUCUGGAACGCCAGCAAUCGAAAAUAUAUCACCCCCAAAGAAGUCAAGCACCAAGUCGGCGGAUAAUUCGGCGGACUGGGAAGCGUCCGCGUUCUUAUCCUCUGUUCCUAUACCCCAUGAUAAUCUCAGCCGUCAGAGCGCUUAUUCCCCUUCAGUUACGUGCAUUUCGUCUGGUCAUGACAACCUACCACCCCGAUCUAAUAACGUGGUCUCUUCUGAUCAAUCCACUACUGCAACCAGCCAAGUAUUGCUCACAACAUAUAAUGAGGGCUUACAAACCCAGUCUUUCCGAAGUGCUUACUCGGUGGCUUGCGGUACUGGCGCACAUCCGACUGUCCCAAGCACAAAUGUUUACCAUCACCAACAGCAACAGCAGGUUCAGUCGUUUAACCACGCGUUGCAUUAUGUCAACAAAAUCAAGAAUCGCUUCCAAGGCGUCCCGAACGCGUACCAGCGGUUUUUGGAUAUUUUACAAUGGUAUCAAAGGGAGCAACGACAUGCAGACCCGUCCCGCAGGAAGCUUGCUGAGAAACAAGUGUAUCAAGAUGUCGCGAAGCUAUUUGAUGGCCAAGAAGACUUGUUACAGGAAUUUGGGCAAUUUUUACCCGAAUCAACCGGUGUGACAAAUGCUGUGACCGAAAAUCUAAUUGGAAGGAAACCCACGGGACAGUCACAGUCAAACUCGGAGAAUUCACCGGAGAGUGUUCCGCUACCACAAACCAUAAGCCGUAUAUCUGAAGGACUCACCCUGACACUAUCCUCCCGGCAGCGACAGGACAGUACUGUCAGCAAUGCGACUGCACCGCUGCUGAAUGUUGACCUCAAGAAGCUGAAGCGACUGGCCCCUGCUCCACAGGGUACACCCUGUAUGAGCAAUAAUGCAUUGAGCACGGCCCCAAAGAAAUGUCGUCCGGCGGUUCGGGACGUCAGCGUGACUGACCUCAACCAGCUUGCUGGUGGAGUUGAUGUAUCGCUACUGCACAAAAUACGGUCGGUUCUUUGCACUGAUAAUGGGAGUGAUCGGGCUUACCAAACUUUUCUGCAAGCCUUAAACUUGUUUAACCGGAAUGAACUGUCAUCGGAUGAACUACUGCAAUCAGUUCGACCUCUGUUCCCACGCCAUCCUGACGUUUGGAGACGCCUCUGCGAUACGGUUUCAUCCGCAUCUCCCCGUCCUUACACUGACUCAUCUGGCGUUAAUCCAACCGGCCAUGGUUCAGCUGUUGCAAGUGAGCGCGACAGAGAAAAGCAUGAUCGCGAAUUUCGUCUGUUGAGCAGUAAUGUCCCAUCUGCUUACGACAUCCAACCAGAUGCGAACCCCGGUGCACCGAUAACUGGAGGCGGCUCUGGUAUGCCUUUACUCGAUGUCAGUCACAAACGUCUGGACCUAGAUUUCAUGAAGCUGCGAACAUGUGGCACCAGCUACCGCGCUCUUCCAUCUAAUUUCCCUCAAAGUAAAUGUUCAGGACGACUGAAAUGUCCGAUUGCCAGAGAGGUACUGAAUGACUCCUAUAUCAGUUUUUCCUCACUCACGUCCGAAGACUCGCAGUUUGUUUCUUCGAAGAAGAACCAAUAUGAAGAGCACAUGUAUCGUGUUGAGGACGAACGCUAUGAAGUUGACAUGGUUACUGAGUUGAACCGAGCAGCUAUGCAGAACCUAGUUGUAGUGAAACGGCGAAUGGACCGGAUGGGCCAGGACGAGCUCAACCGGUUUACUCUCGACGACAACCUCAGCGGCACGUCGGCCAUUCUUAUGCGAAAGGCGAUUCACAGGCAAGUUUCGCCAGUUGUCGUGACCAGUACUCGUUUUCAUAUACCUUCACGCUUGCAGCAAAUUUUUUCCUUACGGCUACCUGUGUGGUUUUCCAUCAGCGACAUUCCAAACAUCAGUGAAAAACCGUGGGUCUAUGGUGACAAGGCUGGAGAUGUCAUCUAUGGACUGAAGAAUCGCCCUAGCACUGCCGUCCCACUGGUAAUCCAAAGAAUGCGGCAAAAAGAUUCAGAAUGGCGCGAUGCCAUCCGUACUUAUCAGCGUUCUUGGGCUGAGCAGGACGCACGGAAUUAUCUCCGAUCCCUGGAUCAUCAAGGUGCAACUUUCAAACAACGUGAUGCCCCUCUAAUUCGUAGCAAAACCAUGGUCAGCCAAAUCGAAGCGAUUGCUGGGGACGAUAAAUCUUGUCGAACUCCGCCGGAUCUCAUUGGCAGCAUGAUUUCCGCAUCGUUGACCCAGCGGUGUCUAACUGUUCGAACUGACCUCAAGACUCCUGGUACCUUUGGCUCUGCAUUGAUCAAUGUGAAUGAAGGUUACAAGGAGAACGGAGCACCUCACCUGGCUCUCGUUUACCCUCCACCGCCUACGCGAAAUUUACUUUUGGAGGAUGCGGCGUCGCUCAUCAUCCAUCACGUGAAACGUCAGUCCAAUACCAGCAAAGAGGACAAACGUACGAUGAAGUACUUGAUGCGCACUGUCGUUCAGGACUUAUUCAUGGCUGAAAGAUUUCCCAUGUCUGAUGACGAGGAGGAUGAAGAUGAAGACGAAGAAGAAAUGUUGGAGGAAUUGCCCGAUGGCGAAGAGGGCAAUCGCACUAGAUCUAGUCGUCAGUCCCGGUUACGCCGUGCAAAAGAAUCUAGAAAAUCUGAUGCUCUGCUGGAUUCUUCUGUUCUUCCAGACGAAAUUCCAGAGUCUGACAGACUGGAGGAAACCAGAUGUGGUUCACCCGACAUGUAUAGUUCAAAAUUUGGUUCAAGACACGCUUGUGAAGUGGAUCCAUCCUGUUUUUCUGCCGAUCAGGAAAGACAUACUGUCAACAAUUUCGGAUCGAGUCCCGGAAUGUUCCCUCCGAUGGACGGGCGACAAUCUCCUUCGAGUGAGUCACACCAGAUGGAAGAUGUGUGCGGCGCGAAUUUUCCGAAAGAGGAACAUUAUUCUCUAUUGUAUGGAAGCAAUCAUUGGUAUGCCUUCCUGAGACUGCAUCACCUACUCCUUUGCCGGCUGCAUCUGUUUCGGUCCCGGAGCCUUGAGUUAUCUAUGCAAGCCGCGUCGGAGAAUAAUGCUCCUGUGCAAGCGGCUGAGGUUUUGCGUCUCAAACGCUGCGGUGGUGUGGAUCCCUCCGACUACUACAGCCGUGCUCUAAAACUGGUGAAGGACUUCCUUGACGGUGGAGAAGACGUAACCGUUUAUGAGGAUCGCCUUCGGGACAUGUUUGGAAUCUAUGCCUAUCCUUGGUUUACGUUAGACCGCCUAGUUAAUAAUAUCGUGCGGCAGUUGCACGCUCUGGCUAGCGGCGACGAACUUAGUCAUCGGCUGACGUCACUUCAUCGUUCCUGGGUAUCCGGCUCAACGUGCAGCAGUCCUUUCCCUAGCCGUCAUCUCCACACCCCUGCAGUGGCUCCUGGGGCCCCACAUAGCAUUCGUGGUCCGCUUUGUACACGGGUUUGUCGGCUAGCAAACGAAGCGGCUUAUCGAUCCCAAGCCCUUGCCAUCAUCAGUUCAUGCCAUGGCCAAAGUGGAGGCAGUAACUGGACUCAACCCGGCCCCGUUGGCCCUGUUGGUUCUUGCAGCCAGACUAACAGUAGCAACCAAUCAGUCGGUGCCUCUAACAAUAUACCCAACUGCUACGCAAUAGUAAUGCUCUCAGAAGCCUCAACAAUGCUCAUCCGGCUGAUUUCACCUACAGUUGGAUCAGCUGGAUAUGACUCGUCAACAGUACCACAUGUCUGUUUGUCAUCCCAUCGCCCUGCUUAUCCAGCGCCGUCUUCCGCUCCCAGCACUUCCUCGGUCGCUCCCUCCGGCCCAGCAAGGCAUUGGUUUGGUUACCUCAACGCUCAUCUGGUUUGGACCAUUGGCUAUGUCCCCCGCGAUGUGUAUUCCCACAUCCGGCCCGUGUUUCUCUAUCGCACUGUUCGUCACUGUGUGAAAGCCCUCACUUAUGCGGCUUAUCGCAGGCGACAGCAGCAGCUGGUUGAAACCGGUGAUACCCAACCAGAGGAGCUUUUGUACAGUGCUAUCACCUCGCGCGAGCCUUCGGAACUAGGCUCCUUCAACAUCGCCUCCAAACAUGAUGAGCAGCGGGAGAAGGCGAUCGGAACCGACACUGAAUCAGCUUGCUCAUCUAGGAACACCGAAAGCGCUUCGUCGUCGUCAUCAGUCACUUUCGAGCAUGAUGUCUGGGAAUUCAUGUGCCAUGUAUUCAAAAGUGACCUCACACGCAAGGAGCUGUUCCGGGAUACCUUCUCAAGUGAUUGUAUGCAAUCCACGGAUCGACUCACAGCCAAGUCAGCUCCACGCACUCACAAAAUCAAUUGGUCUGUUGGUUCCUACGGUAUAUUCAUCCGUCGUAAACGAAGGCAUUCGUUGCGUGGACCAUCCCCACGGAAAUGGCACGCAUUUCACGCUCGCUGGAUUCUGGAACACGCCAGUCCAGACGAAACUGUUAGCUCCCAACUCCCCAAAUUAAAUCCCACGUCCAACGACGAUCCAGUUGCUUCUGUACAAGUCGAAACUCCAGAAAUUCCUAGGUGGGAUUAUGGUUACGCUCCACCUCCAUGUUCCACGGUCGAAGAAGACCCCAGUAAUCCACCUGCGGAACCUCCCACUACAGAUACCGACUCCUCCAUCCAUCGUGGCGGUUCACCCACUCGGCGAACUGAUGACACUUCCAACCAAAUGUCUAUAUCUUGAUGCCGUUGUGCAGAGCGUUGCUGUGACCCACCAUUCCCACUUUCUACUCAGACUGACCCCACACACCUUUGUACAUUGCUGCAGUAACCCACCACCUCACGCUCCUUGUAUUUUUGCCUUGUUUCCUCCUGUCUUCUACGUUCAAGUCAUUUUCAUCAGUUUUUGUCCAUACCGGUAAUGUGACCAACCUCGAUUUGAACAUCAUUGUACACAGAAUAACAACACACUUGUACGUUUGGUGCUAUACCACACGACAGUUCGUCCCCCCCCCCACACACACACGCACAUCUGCACACAGCAUAUUGUUGGUGGUGGUGGUGGUGGUUGCGAUGACGGCAAUGAUUAUGAUGUUAUCCUACGCCUUACACCCGAGUACAGAAGAACUCCUUUUUUCUACCACUACUAUUGACUCUGUUCAUCAACCCCAUGUUAUUCACGGUGUGCAUACUCGACUGCCUUCACUUUGUCUCUUGCGAAUCUGUUCGCAUGAUUCUCCAUCUGUAGUUAUUACGCGAAUGCGUAUGUUCAUACACAUCCAUGC